UCUGUUUUAUUUUUGCUUUAAGCCAGUGUGUCUGACAGAAUGAAUGGUGACGUCAAGGAAAAGGCUUUUUCAGUUUCAGCCCAGCUUUAAAAAAACAACAGAUGAGCCUAAAGCGCAUUAGAGAGACUAUUAGAACCAGGCAGGAUUUACAACGCAAAAGCUAGUGCUCAGAUCACGAAUACUUCAGACAGAAAUAAACCGUACGAUCACAGAGCUGCAAGUAACUGAAAAUAAUAAAGUAAGCAUCCCGUUCUUUAAAGUGUCAGACAGCAACUUUACUUAAGGAAACUUUGUUAUUUCACGUAAUAGUAAAGCGACAUGACCCUGCAUGUAACAAUGCGACACAGCAGCUGUGAUUUACAACCGCAGCAGCAUCGCUGGAGUAUUUCCACAGAUGGGAAGUACGUCUUGACCAAAAACGUUCCACCAUCGCAUAUCGUGCGCUCCAAGUCGUGCACGAACUCCGGCCAGUCAUACAGGGGAAGAUGGUCCUCGGAUUCAUCCGAUUCUGCAGUCUCAACCGAGUCGGAAUGCAGCUUCUCCAGAGUGGUUGUGAUUGGAGCGAAUGGUGUGGGGAAAUCGGCACUGGCUGGCAUUUUUGCAGGUGCACGGGAUAGCAUGGAUAGUAAUUGCGACCUGUUUGGAGAUGACACAUAUGAGCGAACAUUGGUAGUGGAUGGCGAAAGGGCAACCAUUAUUUUAUUGGACACGUGGGCUAAUCAGGAUGAAGGCAGCUGGACCCAAGAGCAGUGUAUGCAAGCUGGUGAUGCGUACCUUAUUGUCUACUCAAUAACAGACAGAGCCAGCUUUGAGAAGGCUUCAGAGCUCCAAAUACGGCUGAGAAGAACGAGGCAAUCAGAAGACAUCCCGAUCAUCUUGGUAGGCAACAAAAGUGACCUUGUCAGACGCAGACAAGUUUCAGUGACAGAGGGCAGAGCUUGCGCUGUGGUGUUUGACUGUAAAUUCAUCGAGACGUCAGCCGCUGUCCACCACAACGUGCAGGAGAUGUUUGAAGGAAUUGUACGUCAGGUUCGGCUGAGGAGGGACAGCAAGGAAGUGAAUGAGAAAAGGAUGGCACAUAACAAAAGGAGAGAAAGUUUUCCCAAGAAGGCCAAACGUUUUCUGGACAAAAUAGUGGCCAAGAAUAACAAGAACAUGGCAUACCGACUGAAGUCCAAGUCUUGUCACGACCUCUCAGUGCUAUGAGAACUUUGACUUGUCUGUGGAUUAAGCAGGAGACUGUUUUCUUAAAAGACAUUAUCUGAAAAAAAGUGUCAGUCUACAUUAGAUUGCACUAUAUAAUAAUACAGCGAAAAACUGUAGUCUGUUGUUUUUCACAAACAUAUAAAGGCUCUGAAAUGAUUUCAGUCUGUAUAAAUAGAGAGCUAGUUCUAUGAGCACAUUGGCUGUACGUUCUGCAAAGUAAUGAUACAGAUGUAAUCUUUUGAAAUUCUGAGGUUGAUUUGGAACUAUGAAAAAAAGAUUUAACACGGUUGCAUUUAAGAGAACAUCAAAAGCAGAGUUCAAGCAAACCUGUAAGCAUGCAACACAUCUUACUACAUCAUCAGCAUUGUGUAGUGUUGUGCGACAGGGAUUUGUCGGUAAGUUUGCAGGUCAUCCCUGUUCACGAAGGCUCAGACCAAGGACACAUAUGCAAUCUCAACCUCAACUUUAAUACAUUGAGUUUUGUGAUAACCUGACUUCAGUGUCCACUUGACAGGAUUAUUUCAUGAAAGUAUUUGUGGGAAGUUUUCAGAAAAUAAAGACCGUAAGGAAAAAGGAAGAUAUAUGCAGGGGACUUAUGGAAAAUGACCAGUUGAAAUAAUGAUCAAAAUCCUAGUCUUGCCAUAGAUUGCUUCUGUGUCCUUGACCUAACUGAGUCAGUAUUGCCAAAGUGCUUAAAAAAUGUAAGUAUUACAACCUUAAACAAAUAAGGAUGAUACCAUAUUUAUGUAUUUGUAGCCUGUGUCAUCAUUAACUGUUUUGUAAUAAAAAAUAUAUAUUUAUAA
Polyodon spathula (Mississippi paddlefish) is the source of this 2009-nucleotide messenger RNA. RefSeq names its product GTP-binding protein GEM-like. Gene Ontology annotation, cellular component: plasma membrane. Bases 319 to 1206 code for a protein of 295 amino acids. The record is from RefSeq and is a predicted model, not a curated record. Gene Ontology annotation, biological process: negative regulation of high voltage-gated calcium channel activity. The transcript is spliced from 5 exons. Gene Ontology annotation, molecular function: calcium channel regulator activity; GTPase activity; GTP binding. NCBI's taxonomy places the organism in Eukaryota, Metazoa, Chordata, Actinopteri, Acipenseriformes, Polyodontidae.